Messenger RNA from Manihot esculenta (cassava), 2004 nucleotides. RefSeq lists its product as uncharacterized. The transcript has 6 exons. Gene Ontology annotation, molecular function: zinc ion binding. The coding region runs from base 1 to 2004 and encodes 667 amino acids. Lineage: Eukaryota; Viridiplantae; Streptophyta; Magnoliopsida; Malpighiales; Euphorbiaceae. The record is from RefSeq and is a predicted model, not a curated record.
AUGGCAGUUCCUGCAUAUGCUAAUAUUCAUUGGGAUGGUAAUGUUAUAAAUAGUUGUAAUGGUUACGAUUAUGAUGGAGGUUUUUCAAAGAUUAUUCCAUUGGGUAAAUGGAUAAGUUUUAAUCAAUUGGUCGGUAAAAUUGCUCGUGCAAUUGGAUUAUCCGAGAAUAAUGAAUUUAUAGAGACGAUUAGUUUUAGAAAGCCUACAAUACUUCGUUGUGUUGAUACUACAAAUGAGAAUGCUGAUAUUGGUCCAUCUGGAACUGCUGUUGAAUCAAAUGAUGAACCAUGUGAAGAGCAAAAUGUAGUUGAUGAUUAUGGUUUAUGUGAUAGUCUUGCAGGGCCGUCAUUUAAUUUAUCUGAUACAGUAGAGAAUGAGGACGAGGACGAGGACGAUGACGAGGAUGAGGAUGACGAUGAUUCAUGGAUGUCUACUGAGGAUGAUGAUGAUGAUAAUGGACAGGAGGAUAUUGGGAGUGAGUCUCGAUAUUACAACACACAAUUUUCUAAUCCUAUUGUGCCUGUUGUUCAUCCUCCCCCAUAUGCAGAAAUAGACUUCGAUUUGUUGAGGGUGGAUCCUUAUGAUAAGCCAGAAGGUCGUUACUUUUGGGAUCCUUCUAAAGAGUUUUCAGUUGGGAUGAUAUUUUCUUCGAGAGAUGCAGUGGCUGCGGCUGCAAAAGAAUAUCAUCUAAGACAUCAUCAUCAAUUUUGUUAUCAUGAAACAAGGGAGAAGACGUAUUCUAUAAAGUGUAAAGACAAAGACAGUGGAUGUGCAUGGAGGCUUCGAGCAUCCAAGAAAGAAGGGGAGGACAAAACAUGGAAAGCUAAGCAGAAGGCAAUUGCACGGCUUUAUGGGGGUUGGGAUGAAUCAUACAGUCGUUUGCGUAGAUUCAUGACUGCUCUUCAUCAUUUUAACCCAGAAACACAAUCGAUUGAGGGAUUUAAACAUUGCCGACCUGUUAUCUCAAUCGAUGGGACAUUCUUGUACGGAAAAUACACCGGGUGUAUACUGUGUGCAACCGCACUUGAUAGAAAUAAUCAACUAUUUCCAUUAGCUUUUGCCAUUGCGAUGCAGAAAGAUUGGUGGCAACCUCCAUCUGGUCAUCAUCGUUACUGCAUCAGACAUGUUCUGAGUAAUUACAAUAAGACAUUCAAAAAUGCAGCAAUAAAGGAAGCGUUGCGCAAGGCAGCAAAUGAAAAUCAGAAAAGAAAAUUUUAUGAUGCAAUGAACAAUAUUCGGGAGGUGCACCCAGAAUCCUACGAUUGGGCAAUUAAGAUAAAUUUAGAGAAAUGGACGAGAUCGCACGAUGGUGGACAGAGGUAUGGCGUGAUGACAACGAACAUGGCAGAAUCGCUAAACGGAAUGAUGAAAGGAUUCCGGGUGUUGCCAAUAAUGGCAAUGGUUGAAAAAAUAUUUUUCCAGUAUGUCCAUUAUUUUAAUAUGCGGAGGACAACAUUUUUGGAUCAACAAAGCAGAGGCUAUGUUUUCAGUCAGUAUUGUAGUGACACACUGCGUGCUAAUGCGAUUAAAGCAAAUGGACAUAGAGUCCGGCGGUUCAAUAGUCAGACAAUGGUUUGCGAAAUAAUUACUGCAAAUGGGAGGCAAAAGCAAGUGGUCAAACUCAUGGAUCAAACAUGCACUUAUGGCAAAUUUCAGGAGAUAAGAAUACCAUGUUCUCAUGCUAUUGCUGCAUGCAUGUCACAUUCAAUUGACUACGAACAAUUUGUGUCUGACUAUUAUAAAUUGGAUCGUACAAUCCAAUGUUACGCCUACACGUUCCAUCCUCUUGGACAUCCUGACUAUUGGCCUGCAGCAGAUGGACUUCCUCUCGUGCCUGACAUUUCUAGAAUAAGGAAGAAGGGACGACCGAGGUCCUCUAGAAUACGUAAUGAGAUGGACUGGAGGUCAAACAAAAUAAAAGAAACAUCCAGAGUCCAUUGUUCAAUAUGUGGCAGGGUGGGACACAAUAAAAAAACUUGUAUGGGUGGGGAAUCAAGUAGAUAA